Molecule: messenger RNA, 1243 nt
Organism: Hemiscyllium ocellatum (epaulette shark)
Lineage: Eukaryota; Metazoa; Chordata; Chondrichthyes; Orectolobiformes; Hemiscylliidae
Product: beta-1,4 N-acetylgalactosaminyltransferase 2-like
Exons: 9
Coding region: 1-1215 (404 amino acids)
Biological process (GO): UDP-N-acetylgalactosamine metabolic process; UDP-N-acetylglucosamine metabolic process
Source: RefSeq, a predicted model, not a curated record
AUGGUGAUUCAGAGGAUCGAGUCACCUUUGAAGAAGAUAAUCACAGCCCAACCCAAUUCCCCACUAAGCUAUCCUAUCCAUGGAGUUGAAGUAUUGCCAUUACAGUCCAUUGUCAUUCCAGGUUUGGGUGUGUUUACAUUUGGUAGACGGAACUAUUCGGUGAAACUAACAGCUACACAAGGAAUAUUUAACACAAUUGCUGAGGUCCCCAAUGGUGUGUUGAAAGGAUUAGGUGAAAAAGAGUUAAUAUUAAAAAGCCCAAACUUGGAAUUCAUUAAUGCUGUGCUUAAAUAUAUUACUUACACAAGCACAAAAUACCACAUCAAUACAGUUGAUAUAGUGUCUUUUCAGUUUGAAGAACAUGUUGCUGAAUUCCCGAUUAUUAUUAGGCAGCCCCCAGUGCCACGGUUGUUUGAUCCUGGACCAGGUAAACUUGGUUUUAAUUUGGAUAAUGACAUCAAUUCCUUGGUAACCAUUACAACAAAGACAUUUUUAAGAUAUCAUAAGCUUCGAAUCUUGAUAGACAGCAUUCGGAACUUUUAUCCAAACAUGACGAUAAUCAUUGCAGACGACAGUGAAGUUCCUGAAAAAAUUGAAGGACCCCACAUUGAACAGUACAUCAUGCCAUUCGCAAAAGGAUGGUUUGCUGGAAGAAACUUGGCAGCUUCUCAGGUCACAACUAAAUACCUUCUUUGGGUGGAUGAAGAUUUUUUAUUCACAAAACAGACAAAAGUGGAAAAGUUGUUGGAAGUAUUAGAAAACACAAACUUGGACGUGGUUGGUGGCUCAGUAAACGGUAAUCGUUUCCACUUUAGGCUGUGGUAUGAAUAUGGAAAUCCUGAUGAUGGAGAAUGCUUGUUCUCAAAGGCUGGGGGCUUUCAUCCCUUGAAUGGGUUUCCAAACUGUGUGAUAACCAGUGGUGUGGUCAAUUUCUUUCUGGCCAGGACAUCCAAGAUAUUGAAUGUUGGAUUUGACCCUCGAUUAGCCAGGGUAGCUCAUUCAGAGUUUUUCAUUGACGGACUCGGCAGACUGCUCGUGGGAUCAUGUAAUGAUGUCAUUGUUGGACAUCAGAUGCGCCAGAGUCCAAAAAAUGACACACAGAAAGCAGUUGAACAAAAAUAUGCAAGGUUUCGACGGCCCUCUAGGCAUGACGCAGAUUUCAAACUUGCAUUGCAUUAUUUCAAAAACCAUUUAAAAUGUUACACCAAGAUUUAAUGGGUAAGAUUGUACAUUUCUAUUCCUG